AUAAAGACGAGGAUGGACCACACCACGUCGGGGAGUAUCUUCUUUGCUAUAAUAGUCAUUGCUGACAGAAUUUUCCUGUCACAGACCUUCAACGUUGGCACAGCUGGGGCAAAGAUAUUCAGUGGCCCAGCAGUGGAGGAGUUUGGCCACACUGUCCAGCAAGUGACAAAUCAUCAGGGGAAAUGGCUCCUGGUCGGUGCUCCUUGGAGUGGUUUCAGUGGAAACAGGAAGGGGGAUAUUUACAAAUGCCCAGUCUCAGGAUCCAGAAACAACUGUGAUAAGCUAAAUUUUCAAGAUUCUGUUAGUAUUCCAAGUGUUAAAAAUGUCAACGUUAAUAUGUCCCUGGGCCUUACGCUUACCCGGAUGACUCCAGUCAGUGGUUUGUUGAUGUGUGGUCCUCUAUGGGGACAGCAGUGUGGUGAUCAAUACUUCUACCCAGGAAUAUGUGCAAAACUGAACCCCCUUUUUCAACUUCAACCUGCCUUCUCUCCUGCUGUCCAAACAUGUGGAGGACCAAUGGACAUUGUGAUUGUUUUGGAUGGCUCAAACAGCAUCUAUCCUUGGAAACCAAUGAUAGAUUUCCUCCUGAAAUUAAUACCUUCACUAGACAUCGGACCCCAAAGUACACAGGUCAGCGUCAUUCAGUAUGCAGUUGAUCCCAAGUUUCAAUUCAAAAUGAAUGAUUAUACAACAAAAGAGCAAGUGAUUGCAGCAGCAUCCAAAAUCGAACAGAUGUAUGGUCAGUCUACCAAUACCUUUCAUGCGAUACAAUAUGCCAGUCAGUGGGGUUUCCAUGUAAAUAAUGGUGGCCGAACUGGUGCCGCCAAAGUAAUGGUGGUCGUCACUGAUGGUGAGUCACAUGAUGAGGAUUUCAGAGAGACCGUAAUCGCUGAGUGUGAGAGGCAAGGCAUCACCCGCUUCGGUAUUGCGGUCCUGGGUUACUACAUCAGAAACAAUAUAGAUACAAAAAAUCUUAUAGAAGAAAUCAAAUCCAUUGCCAGUUUACCCACAGAGAAGUAUUUCUUUAACGUGUCAGAGGAGGCAGCCCUUUCCACCAUCGCUGGAACUCUGGGGAACCGCAUCUUCAACAUAGAGGGCACUGGAAAAAGCGGGGAUAGUUUCCAGAUGGAGAUGUCCCAGGUUGGAUUCAGCGCUCACUAUUCCAGCCAGCAGGAUGUGAUGAUGCUCGGCGCCGUGGGAGCCUACGCUUGGAGUGGGACUGUCGUCCAUCAGACUGGGUCUAAAGUAAACAUUCUUCCUUUCUCAGCCUUUGAGAGGAUACUUCAAGACAGAAAUCACAGCUCAUUACUGGGUUACUCUGUCACCACACUGAGCGAUGGCUCUACAGAGUACUUUGUGGCCGGUGCUCCGCGCUCCAAUCACUCUGGACAAGUUGUUGUUUACACCAUCAGCACUCAGAAGGAAACUGCUGUCAUUGAUUCAGAAAGAGGGAAACAGAUUGGGUCAUAUUUUGGAAGUGUCCUGUGCUCCCUGGAUGUUGACAAAGACGGGGUGACAGACCUCCUGCUGGUUGGGGCCCCUAUGUACAUGAGCGAGCUGAAGAAAGAGGAAGGCAGAGUCUACCUCUUCUCUGUCACCAGGGGUAUACUGAACGAGCAGGGAUUCCUCAAUGGUCCACCUCCAACGGAGAAUGCCCGUUUUGGAAUGGCUAUCUCUGCCAUUCCUGACCUUGAUCUUGACGGUUACAGUGAUGUUGUCGUUGGAGCUCCACUAGAGGACAAAGGGAAGGGUGUUGUUUACAUCUACAAUGGGCAUAAGAAGACGCUAAACAAACAGUUCUCACAGAGAAUCGCUGGCUCCAAACUGGAUCCUGAACUUCAGUACUUUGGAAGGUCUCUAGACAGCUAUGGAGAUCUGAAUGAUGAUACCCUUCCUGACAUCUCCAUCGGUACUUAUGGUAAAGUGGUGCAGCUCUGGUCCAGAGGCGUGGCAACUGUUACAGCUACAGCGUCUUUCAGCCCAGACAAAAUCAACGUUUUUAACAAACCCUGCAACAUUAAUGGUCGGAAGCUUUCAUGUUUCGACACCAAACUGUGUUUCAGUGCUUCAUUCAGACCCAAGAACCCCGUUGGACCCAUUGAUGUGUCCUACACUUUGACUCUGGAUGCUGACUUGCAGGAUUCAAGAGUGACAUCAAGAGGACUGUUUACAAAAAAUAAUGAACGCUUCCUAAAAGACAAAGCAAAGAUAUCUUCAACAGUUCUGUGUCAAGACUACCAGGUUUAUGUUCAGGAGACUCCAGACUUUGUUAAUUCCCUCAGUCUGAAAGUAGAAAUUGAGCAGGAAAACGAGGAGGGGAACCCUGUUCUUGACUUGUUUUCUGCAAGGGCCUUUGAAUUCUUUGUCCCCUUCACUAAAGACUGUGGCUCUGAUGAUGUUUGUGAGAGUGAUCUGGUGCUAAGUGUGAAGCCAGACACAAAGGUGUCCAGCUCAUCUCCCAUUCUGGUCAGCGCUAAUAAAAAAGAACUGACAUUUGAAGUUAUUGUGAAGAACAAAAUGGAAAAUGCAUACAACACGCAGGUCACUGCCAAGUACUCCAGCAGCCUUUACUACUCCUCAGUCUUUCCUACCGAAGAAGUCAAAUGCACCUCAUCACAACAAGAUACUGUCACUUGUCAGGUGGGAUCCCCAGCAUUAAAAAAGGACCAAGAGGUGAAAUUUGAGAUCAGCUUUGACUACAAUUUUAAUCAGCUGCAAAACCGAGCAGUUGUGAAAUUUGAGGCCAAGAGUGAUGGUAAAGAGGUACAACCUGCAGAUAACAGUGUUGACAUAUCCAUUCCUGUUCAGUAUGACACAGGGAUUGUUCUUUCCAGACAAUCCAAUAUUAAUUUUUAUGUGGCAAAUGCAACAACUCAAGUGGUAACAGCAGUGAAAACUUUGGAUGACAUCGGCCCAGAGUUUAACUUCACAGUCAAGGUUUCAACAAGUCACUUUCCUGUCAGCCUCCUGUAUCUGAGCAUUGCUCUGCCGAUGACAACUAAAGGUGGAAAUCAGCUCCUCUAUGUAACUAGUGUGGAAACACAAGCAGGAGGUUCAGUAAGCUGUGAUGUCAACCAACUACUUGAUCCUCUGAAGAUCACUGGAAACAGCAAUGGGAAGAGCCACCCAGUUUCCUUCUCCAAGGAGAGCUUCAGAGGUGCAGAGAAACUGGACUGCGACAGUGCAAAAUGUGACUAUAUAAAGUGCAUCCUGAAAGACAUUGAAGUUACAAGUAACUACUUUGUGAAGAUUAAAACACGGAUCUGGAGUGGCACUUUUGUUUCGGCGAUCUACCAGUCCAUCGAGCUGACCUCCAGUGUGGAUGUGGAAACUUCCAACCCGGAUCUGCUCAUUAUCAGCCUCAAACAGCUACCUGUUGUGGUGACAGUGAGCAAACCUGGAGAGAUAGGCGAGGUUCCAGUAGGAGUGAUAGCUGGAAGUGUUAUUGCUGGACUGGUGCUGUUGGCUCUGGUGGUCGGAUUGCUGUAUAAGUUUGGAUUUUUCAAAAGGAAAUAUCAGCAGCUUGGGAAGAAUGCAGAGGAGGACGGGGAGAACCAAGCAAACCCUGAAGAAUAACAAAUUACUAAAGUAGUUUUUCAUUUCCCUUUUCAUUUCUUUCAUUUUCAGUUCAUUUCAUGAAGUGCUGUGGAGUAAAGAGAGUAUCUGUAGCCUUCUUUCUUCCUUCUUCCUUCCUUCCUUCUUCUUUAUGUUUAUUUCUAUUGUAAAAAAUCAGUAUAUUUCAAGUGCGAAUAAACCACAGCUUAGUCACUGGAAAUGGGGCACUUUAAUGCAAUGGAAGCUAUCCAGUUUGUUGAUAACUGGGAUUUAAUCCUCUCUCUGUUUUACAGAGGAUCAUUUUUGCUUAAUAGGUUUUACAGUUUUUGUCAUUGUUCACUGAUUUUGAAAGAGCUUAAUAACUGUUUUGUUUUUGUUUUUUGGUUAAGUUUUUUUAUGCCAGCAUCCUGCAACUAAAAUCAUUAAAAUGCUAUUUCAGAUUAUAGAUUACUUUAUCAAUAAGACCCAGACAUUAAUAUAUUGUUUUUCGCUGUAAAAAACAUCAAAUUUAUAAAUUGCCAUUUGUUUUGGCAAAUUAUGGACAACAGUACUGAAGAACAACAGUUUUAGAUAGGAAUUAAUUAUUAAAAUAUAGCUUAUUUGUACAAAAUCUAACCUUUAUAGCAUCCACAUUGUUGCCAGUCACCUUCUAGUGGUAAAUAGUUUGGGAUCCACCCUCCUCUUAAACUCUCAGGGCUAUAUUUACUUUACGAGUAUUAAUAUCAGCUAAUGUGCAAAUACGAAAUAGCACCAAUUCUGGAAAAAGAAAAUCAUGUCAUUUUAUUGUGUUUGUACUGUAUUUUUAUCAACUCAAACAAAUUUUUGUACUUUUUUGUAUGAUAUGGCUCAAGGUUUUUUUUUUAGCAUAUUGUUUUAUACUAACACAUUUUUAUGCCAGUAGUGGCACAGCCUUUCAGUAACAUGAUUAGGAGUUAAUCUACUGAUCUAAAUUUACUGGUUUGGCUAUUUUAAUGCAAACCAGACAAACAAACCAACAAACAAACUGGUUUUAAAUAGCCCAAACCCAAUCAUCUUAGUGUUACUGUUAAUAACAGUUGCAGAUUAAAUAUCUGAAUUUAAUUAUAAAUUUAUUGCUAACUUUGAAAAAGCACAAACUUUAAAUGAACACAACCCACCAUGUUAAAUGCUUAAACUCUUCUCUCCAUGCACACUGUUCAUGACUGCAGAGCAAAGGGUUGUGUUAUAAAUCAGUCUGAGAUCAUGUUACUGAUUUGGUGAUUGCUUUAUAUGGUUUCUGUGUACAUGUGUUUCUGAUAACAGAUUUAUUUGUGUUGAGCUAUGGACAGUACUGCAGGGUCAAAAUGUCUCAUGACAACGCUUUACCACAAGAUGGCAGUAUGAGACAGGUGACUUUUUUUUCUAAACUCAAGACUGUAAUAAUUUUACAACCUGACCAUCAUAAUUUAUCAUCGUUUGAAAAGUGUGUAUUUCUUAUCCUAUGUUGUCAUGCGUGAUUUGUUUCCUCUCUCUCUUCUUUUUUGAACAUCUUUAGAAGUCCCAACUCUUCUCAGAACUGUACUUUGGUUGCUUCUUUAUAAAUUUCAGUACAACUGAGAUUUUUCCAUCAAAUUCACUUAACUUUAUCACACUUUUUAACUGUUGUGUUUUCCCACUGUUGGGUUAUUCUGUCCCUGGACUGUUUUGGAAUGUGUUUCUGACUCUUUUCCUUCUCAGCGAGCCAACACCAGCACCCAGCAGUCUUUAAUAUUCAUUUCUCUGGACCUGCUGAAAUGGAAUAUGCUAUUUGUCUCUAAUAAGUAGCAUAUUUUCUGGGAGCCUGGGCUCAAGCCUUCCUUGUAUAUAAGAUUUGAUAAAUGGUUGAACUGCUCUGUUUCACAGUUAUUCAUGUGCUGCAGUGUUGUGAAACAGCUUUUGGAUUUUAUGUAUAGGUGUACAGGGAGCGAUGUGGAAAUAAUGGAUGAAAUGAGAUACUACAAAAGUUUUGUACACAUUUGUAAGAUCAUCCCUCUGGGAUUUUCUUCAGAUGAUUGGCAGGCGCAGCCAAACAACUGACCCACACCACAGUGGGAUGAUUACUCACAUAUUGCUGCAACCUGCAUGUAAAUCAGAAAUGAUGUCAUAGCAGAUUAUUUAACAGUUGGCCUUUCUUUGCACUUCCUGAAAAAAAAAAUGCCUACAUCUUUGUUUGCACUUCUAAGACUUUUUUUUUUACAUACUUUAAAGAGACAUUUUUCUUAAUAAUUUACUGAUGAACAUGUAACUUAUCAAAAUUGUUGUGUGAGAAUAAAAAACGUUGUUGUCUUUGCCACA
Molecule: messenger RNA, 5847 nt
Organism: Melanotaenia boesemani (Boeseman's rainbowfish)
Lineage: Eukaryota; Metazoa; Chordata; Actinopteri; Atheriniformes; Melanotaeniidae
Product: integrin alpha-2-like
Exons: 30
Coding region: 13-3576 (1187 amino acids)
Biological process (GO): cell-matrix adhesion; cell adhesion mediated by integrin; integrin-mediated signaling pathway
Cellular component (GO): integrin complex; external side of plasma membrane
Molecular function (GO): integrin binding
Source: RefSeq, a predicted model, not a curated record